This is a messenger RNA of Colletotrichum karsti, 207 nucleotides long. RefSeq lists its product as uncharacterized. The record is from RefSeq and is a predicted model, not a curated record. The coding region runs from base 1 to 207 and encodes 68 amino acids. The transcript is spliced from 2 exons. NCBI's taxonomy places the organism in Eukaryota, Fungi, Ascomycota, Sordariomycetes, Glomerellales, Glomerellaceae.
AUGCUCUUCACCAAGACCUUCCUCCUCGUCACCGCAAUGGUCAUCCCCUCCGCCCUCGCCGCGUGCAACAACGCCCCAUACCAAGGAACCUGCAACGACUGCGUCGUCUCGUGCCACGACGACUUUAACGGACCGGGCCGCCAGGAGUCGCUCCAGCGAUCCAGCUGCCAGUUUGCUUGCCUCGCUCUCUGCGACGACUGCGACUAA